Alternaria arborescens is the source of this 1455-nucleotide messenger RNA. RefSeq lists its product as hypothetical. Lineage: Eukaryota; Fungi; Ascomycota; Dothideomycetes; Pleosporales; Pleosporaceae. The transcript is spliced from 4 exons. The record is from RefSeq and is a predicted model, not a curated record. Bases 1 to 1455 code for a protein of 484 amino acids.
AUGGGGAUCCUGAACCUUCCUCAGUUUCGUUACCACGGACCGUGGGUUCAGAUGCUAAUCGCCGGUCUUGGUGUUGGUUCCUCUGCCGGCAUCUACGUUGCGCUUAAUCUUCUAGGAGCUGGUGGUGGGAAGCCGGAUUCAGCGCAGGUAGUCCAGGUUGUCAAUGCGACGCUAUGCGCAGUAUGGUUCUUCUCUUCGUCCUUUGGUGGCUCUAUCUUGAACAAGCUUGGACCUGGUCUUACCAUGUGCAUUGGCGUUCAAACGUACGCUGUGUACGUGGGAUCUCUCUGGUACUACGAUGAGACAGGCAAGAGUGCUUACCCAUACGCCGCCGGUCCUAUCAUCGGUAUUGGUGCAGGAAUGGUCUUUAUCACUGCAGGCUACGUUGCAACUGGCUACCCCGAAGAAAGAGAAAAAGGAUCCUAUGCGACGAUACUUAUGAACAUGCAAGCGCUCGGUUCAGUCAUUAGUGGCAUCAUCCCAGUCAUCAUAAACAGGAACUCGGAUACUGUUGCUGGUGUACCUCGAUCAGUGUACAUUGCUUUCAUAGUCAUCAUGGUCAUUGGUGGCCUACUGUGUCUAACUUUGCUUCGACCACACAAGCUCACGAGAGACGAUGGUUCUGUUGUCGCCGUUGAUCGACCAAGAGGAGUUUGGGAGGAGCUCAGAACGAAUCUGUUAGUCUUCACGGACCCCAUACUCCUUAUGAUGCUACCGGCAUUUCUACCAGCUGAAGGGUUUUUGGUAUACAGCGGAUCAGUAAAUGCUUUCAAUAACAAUCUCCGCACACGCUCACUGCUUUCUUUCAUCGCUGUUGUCAUACAGAUACCAGCAGGGUGGGCGUUGCAAUACGUCCUCGAUUAUCCGGGAUGGGGUCGCCGCAAGCGCGGACUGGUCGGCCUGACAGGUGUUUGCAUCCCUCUAGUCAUUGCGUGGGUCUGGGAGAUGAUCCGAACUCGAAACUACGAUCGCAACAAUCCACCCGCCAACCCUACAGAUUGGGACGAACCAAAAUUUGGAUGGAUUUUCUUUCUUUUCAUGCUUAACUGGACCUUCUCACAGCUUUGGCAUAACAUCGUCUACUACUGGAUCGGCGCCCUUACGAAUUCUCCCCAGAAGCUUACGCACUAUGUUGGUGUCUUUCGCGGCGUGCUUGGAGCGGGUGAAGCAAUUUGUUUCGGCCUCGAUAGCAUCAAGAUACCUUUCAUCGCUGAGGCAGGUGGCAUCUUAUUGUUUUAUGUGAUAGGGAUCGCAAGUUUCUACUACUUGGGGAUAUAUCAUAUACAAGACACAAACUACGAUCGAACCGAGGAGGGCGUGGUGAUACCCAACCAUAUUCUGGAGACGGAGGGAGUAACACCAGGUCAGGAAAUAGUUUCAAGAGACAGAGAAGAAAAAGAGGGGCAUGUCGCGGAGAGCGAGAAGGAUGAGUCGAGUGGCAGUGGGAAGGUCUGA